GUAAUCUUUGUCAAGCACGCGUUCCUUUGUGAAGCGUCUCUUCUAGCACCUGCUCACGAGUUUCGCGCGACUGGGCGCGUUUAUACCCUCUUUCUAUUGCGUGCGAGCUGGGGCGAUUGAAAGCUGAUCCGUCGAAGCAUAUCCUUAUCGCGGUCCCGAAUCUGGUGACUGCCUCAUGUUCACAAGGUCGUUGUGUGCACCACUUGACCCAUCCUGCUCAACGCGAUCAUGUCCUAUCCGUACUAUCAAUAUGGACAGCAACAACAGCCUAUGUAUCAAACAUACAUGAACAGGCAGUCUGCACCCAGCGGCUACAUGCCGCUCUAUGGCCCUUCCACGACAGCAUACCCAACGUUAACGCCUGCGAAUCCAUAUGCUGCCAUUCAGCCUCAAGUCCCGUUCAUCCCUCCAAACGCAGUGCCCGAGACGCAAUUCUCAGGAGCGUCCUCCCACCCUGCACCACAUCUGGCAACUCCCUUGCGGAGUCAGCGGGCAGCGCAUACGCCGCUGCCUUUGAAAUCCGCGUUGAAGAAAUCUGGGGGAUCGGCACCACCAACCGAACCCACCCCAGCCCUUGGUCAAACCCCUCUCCCUCCUUCUGGCACGCGGCGGCGCAAGGCUCGCAAGUCAGAUGCUGACAACCGCGGCGAUGAGCCGAUGAUGCGUGAGGUAACCGCCAGGACUGAUGCAUAUCACAUGUUUGUGACGUUCAAAGGCGAGGGCGAGCUGCUCUUGGAGAACACGCUUGAGAACGCCGUGAAAGAAAUCUCCGAAGUCUUCAAAAUCUGGCCGCACGGUCUAGAACAUGAAUCGAUGCGAGGGUCGACGUGGAGGAUCAAGUUCAGGAAUUCGCCUUGGAAUAUGAACGGGGCCGAUGUCCACUAUGCGUGGAGACUGAUCAACAGAAUGUUUUCGCUUUUUGCCAUCCGAGGCUUCGUCUUCAAAACUUUAAGCAAAGGAUCUGCUUCACAUCCGCGCCUGAUCUUUCAGAUCACUUCCACAGAGAGCUCUCCUUCUUUCUUCAUCGCAUUUUUAUCACGCAAGGGGCGGCGAAUAUCGUUGGUCGCACCUCCAGAGCUUGUAGCGCUCGAAUUUGGUCCGAGACUGGAGCGGCUCUUGCCCGGCCAAAUACAACUUUCUGAGGACCCGAGGCUCGAUCUGAUGGUCGUUGACACUGUCCGCGAUAAAAAUGGCGUUAUCAUCAAGCCAUCAGAUUUCCUGAUGCAGGUCCUGAAAGUCCUCGUCGACCUGCGGUAUUCAUUAAACGCGACUAUACCGCUGGUCAAGGGCAACACUUGGAAAGUGGGCUCCAGACGAGAGCUCUUUGUGUUCAAGUGGUAUGAUUCCACGUAG
Molecule: messenger RNA, 1353 nt
Organism: Mycena citricolor
Lineage: Eukaryota; Fungi; Basidiomycota; Agaricomycetes; Agaricales; Mycenaceae
Source: the annotation of a GenBank genome assembly